AUGUACCACUUUUGGCAGCCCAAAGAGAGGAACUAUUUCGAGGAAGGAGAAAAGGCGCUGCAGAGUUUCUGCUCUAUCUUGGAAAGGAAGGAAUGGACCAUCGAGAAGAAUUUCAACGAAGAAGGAAUCAUCGUGAAAUCCUUCUACGACGAAGAGAAGAAGAAGACUUUCCUAUUGACUGAGCACACGUCAGAGGGUGGACCACCUCCUACAGGUUUCGUGGAGUAUCCGUGA
This is a messenger RNA of Darwinula stevensoni, 234 nucleotides long. The record is from the annotation of a GenBank genome assembly. NCBI's taxonomy places the organism in Eukaryota, Metazoa, Arthropoda, Ostracoda, Podocopida, Darwinulidae.